Messenger RNA from Megalobrama amblycephala (Wuchang bream), 5876 nucleotides. RefSeq lists its product as uncharacterized. The coding region runs from base 891 to 4850 and encodes 1319 amino acids. The transcript is spliced from 5 exons. Gene Ontology annotation, molecular function: protein binding; ATP hydrolysis activity; GTP binding. Lineage: Eukaryota; Metazoa; Chordata; Actinopteri; Cypriniformes; Xenocyprididae. The record is from RefSeq and is a predicted model, not a curated record.
UACUAAGCUAAGAGCUAUAAAUUGCUAUUAAAGUGUAAGAAUUAACCUGUGCUUGUCAACAGAUGUGCUUCGCUCUGGCAAACCAUUUGUGCGACAGCCAUUUCUGAUAGCUUGACAGAUAAAUGCACUACCAUGCUUUUGCAUUAAGCUUGUUUCACUUCAGUCAUGAUGCGCAGUUGAGUGCAAGACAGCUUACAGUUUUAUUCUGCAUUUUAGAUAAAAAAAAUAUAUAUAUUUUCAAGUUGAUCUAUAAGUUGAGUUUAGUGAAGUUGAAUUCUUUACAUUCCACAGACGAAGGUUUUGUUGCUCUAGUCCAGUGCAAAGAAUCUCUGGCCUCUGAUGAUUUACAUUAUAUGGAUUCUGUCCUGCUUUAUACCACAUUUCUUGUUUAUAGACUAUGUAUUGUUCAUUUGUUUUUAUAUGACAUCGGUUUUAGUCUUGUUUUUAGACACUGUUAGAGGUUCAAAAUGUGCAACUAGCAUGUAGAGAUCAUUUUAGAGGGUCAUUUUGCAACACAUGCUUUGGUUUAGGAGUGAUUCUGCUUGAUUCUACUACAGAUAUAUAUCAGUGAAAGGUACUUGCUGAUACACAAGCACAGUUACAAUUUCAGAAGCACAAAGAUUGUAAUCAAUCGAUUCUGAGUGUUCAAUCGGAAAGGAAUUCAGUUGUUCUUCAAAUGUCAUUAAGCUGCAUAUUUUUUAUAAAUCACAUGACCAUAAGGGUUUCCCCUUAUAUGUGUCCUCACAUGUCUCCUAUAAAUACAACUGUUGAUCUAUUCGCCUGCCAGUGUUUAAGGUUGUCUGGAACUGGAAGGACCAUAAAAACACAACACAUUGCUUUGUAAGCUGAAAUACUCCCCAUGCGAUCAACCAGUCACAAAAGAUACACAAAUGUCUUCAAAAAGCAUGGAUCCAGUUGGAGUGAAUUCCAUAGAGACUGCAGCUCUAGGGAGACCCUUCCAGCUGGGGAUGCUGUAUGACUGCAGGAGAGAGAAAAUCGUACCAGGAAUCAGACUUUGGAGUAAAAAACAGCUUCAGCAGAACAUAAUCACUAAACCCCAAAUUAAUACAGAUUUCAAAGUCACAUCUUUAGACUCAAUUAAAGAAAAAUCUAGAUUGCUGAAUAUUGGUGGUUGUCUGAAACUGAGUCUUUUUGGUGGACUCAUCGAUGUAAGUGGAGCUGCCAAUUAUCUCAAGGACACCAAGACAUCUUUCAAUCAACAGAGACUGACAUUACAUUAUCAUACAACCACUAAGUUUGAAGAGCUGAUCAUAAACCACUUUGCUUCUGGAGACAUGGCUCACUAUGAGAAUGAUGUAGCCACACAUGUAGUGACAGCAGUGCUGUACGGAGCAGAUGCCUGCUUUGUUUUUGAUAGAGAAGUUUCUUCAGAUGAAGACAAAAGAGUGUUAGCAGGAGAAGUAAAAGCUGCAUUCGAGCUGCUAAAAGGUAUUUCAGUUGGAGCAAACAUUAAUCUGAAUGACAAUCAGAAGACUGUUGCCCAAAAAUUCAGUUGUAAAUUUUAUGGCGACUUCCAGCUACCAUGUAACCCGACCUCUUUUGAAGAUGCCAUGAAGGUUUUUGAAGAUCUUCCAAAACUGCUGGGGGAAAAAAAAGAGCUUGCGGUUCCACUGAGAGUUUGGCUUUAUCCUUUGGACAAACUUUUCUCAAGAGUUGUAAAAUUUCAACAUGAAAUCAGCACAGGUUUAAGCACAGACAUUGAAUCUGUUAUUGAGAGUUUAAGUACAACUGAGAUGAAAUGCAGUGAUCUUCUGAGAGACACACCUGCUUCGACAUUUACUGCAUUUCAUGACAAAAUCAAUGACAUGAAGAAAAACUGCUACCAGUUCAGGCUGAGUCUUGUGGAUAAACUUGGCUCUCUCUUACCAAAGAUCCGUGGAAAAUUUAUAGAGGAUUCAGCAUUGAUCGAUCUUCUAAAUUAUCAUGUGGAAUCUCCAUUUGAAAGAAGCGCUCUUGAACAAUGGCUGAAAGAGAAAGAGGAAGAAUCUGACAUCAUUAAAACAUUGCUCACACAACUGAAUGACUCAGGAGCAAUGGUAGAAAUCAACCUCAAUAAAAAUUUGAUGAAUCUGGAAGUUAAACAUUUGGUCAGCUACACUUUCACAUCAUUGGACUGGCCAGAUCUGCUGCUUUCUAAACAAAAGGCCUUCCUGACUCCUUCAACAACAGGAAAAAAUGAAGAAAAUAAGACUUGGCUUACACCUGACAUUCAAAAAACAAUGAGGAACAACUUGAAGGUUUUUAAAAACUUGAUUGAUGUAAAUGAUUGCACAUCAGCCAAAUUCAUUGUUGCAUCAAAAGAAAUUAAAAAUAAUCCAGGUUCCUGCAUACUGCUGUAUGAAAAUGAAUCUAAUGAAGCUGUUUGCUUCACUCCUCCAUCAAAACCAGACUGUCCAAUCAUUGAAGAUGUCAGAUGUACUCAAGUGGUUCUGAAAGUGUCUCCACCGUGUCCUGCUACAGAGGAGCUCAAACUACUGUACAAAAUGAAGGAAGAGGAAGACUGGAGAUCUCAAACUGUGUCAAAGAACCAGAAUACAGUUACUCUGACUGAUCUCAGACCAGAUACUGAGUACAAUAUUAAAUGUGCAGCAGUGGGAAAACUCAACUACACCGUAGACAGUGAUGUGACGCGUCUCACAGUCAUAAACCAGAAUCUCAUCAAGGCAAAAGAGUCUGCUAUCAAAAAUCUAAUCUGGACUGAAAACAAGUGCAGUGAACUUCUGGAAAACACCAGGGAAACAAUGUUUAGUACACUUCAUAAGAAAAUACAAAAUAUGCAGCAAAACUGCCAAAUGUACCGACAAGAAUUCAGUGACCGAAUCAAAUCUGUGAUCCAGUCAGUUAAAGAUUGUGAAAAAGAGUCUUGUGCUCUGAAGGAUCUUCUACAAGCUCAUGAUGAGUCUCCAUUCAAUGAAAAGAGUCUGAAAGAGUGGAUCACAGUGAAAGAAAAAGAAUUGAACACUGUUAAUGAGUUUCUUCGACAGUUAAUGGACUUUGGAGCCGAAGUGAACAGAAGUUUGGACUCAUAUCUGUCAGAUAUUCAGGUGGAGAACGUGUUUUGUUACACUUUCAGUUCUCUGGAGCAGAUGGAUGAGUUUCUUAAUGAACAAGAAAAUUACAUGAAUCCUCGAAUGAUGGGAAAUCCACAGAAGAAAUCUGGUGUGGCGUCCCAAUCAUGGCUUACUGAAAGAAUCAGGGAGAAAAUGAGAGAACAUCUGAAAACAUUUAAAGAGCUGAUGGUGUCAUGUAGGAGUGAAAGCACUAAAUUUAUGGUUUCCAUAAAAGACCAUGAAAAGCAUCCAGGUUCCUGCAUUCUUCUGUAUACAAAUGGAUCUAAUGAAGCUGUUUACUUCACUUCUCCACCAAAACCAGACUGUCCAAUCACAGUCCAACAGGUCAGACAUAGGCAAGUUGUUCUGAAAGUGUCUCCACCGUGUCCUGCUACAGAGGAGCUCAAACUACUGUACAAAAUGAAGGAAGAGGAAGACUGGAGAUCUCAAACUGUGUCAAAGAACCAGAAUACAGUUACUCUGACUGAUCUCAGACCAGAUACUGAGUACAAUAUUAAAUGUGCAGCAGUGAGAAAACUCAACUACAUCACUGAAUCUGAUGUCACCACAAUCAUUACAAAGAACAUAAAUGAUCUCAUUAAGAAAAGCAUUUUAAUUGAAGAUGGAAAUCCUGCUCGAUACAGUCUACAAACAAGUUCAGUCAAUUUGAAUCAAUCUAAACUGUAUAAAAAAAUGACCUUCAGAGAGAGAGACACAAACAAACCCAAUAAAACUAUUCUUAUGGUGGGAGAAACAGGAACAGGAAAAACAACCCUGAUCAAUGUGAUGAUCAACUACAUGUUGGGUGUUCAGAGAGAAGACAAGGUUUGGUUUGAGAUCACAGAUGAUCAGAGUAACCGAACACAACAUCACAGUCAGACCUCCAACAUCACUGUUUAUGAGUUUUAUCUACAAGAGAGUCCAAUCCAUUUAACAAUCAUCGACACUCCAGGAUAUGGAAACACAUGUGAUAUUCAGAAUGAUAAAGAGAUCGCUGAGAGUUUGCUUAGUUUAAGUACAUCUGAAGAAGGAAUUCAGGAAAUAGAUGCAGUGUGUCUGGUGAUUAAAGCAACUCAGAAUCGACUCUCUGACAGACAAAUAUACAUAUUUGAUGCUGUUCAGUCUUUAUUCGGAAGAGAUAUUGCUGAAAACAUUGUCCUGCUCUUCACACACUCACGUGGAGCUAUCCCUAAAAAUGUCCUGACGGCUGUUGAAAAGAAUAAAAUCAAGUGUGCAGUGAAUGAUGAGAAUCAGCCAGUGUUUUUCCUGUUUGACAACUGUCAAUCAGAAGAGGCUGAUGAAGAUGAUGUACAGUGGCUGGCUCAAUCAUGGAAUCUCAGUUUUAGAGGUAUGGCAAGUUUGUUCAAGUUUCUUGACAAUAUGAAACCAAAACCCCUCAAAAUGACUCAAGAUGUUUUGCUGAAACGGAAGCAGUUGGAGGCAAAUAUCUCCAAUUUACGAUCACAUGUUCAAUUGGUGAAACUAAAGCAAAAUGAGCUGAAACAAACUCAAGAACAAUUAAAAAAGAAAUGUAAGAUUGAUUCUUUGGUGGUCAUGAAUCUGGAAAAAGAACUGCAAGAAUUAAAGAAAGAGAAAAUAAAGCUGGUGAUUGAAGCUUUUGACCAUGUGGAAACUCUGGAAAUGAUCGCUCUCAACACUGAUUCUCUACUCACUCUUCAGCACAUUGAUUUUCUGAUUGAGAAGCUGAAGGAAAUAAAUGAACCUGAAAAAGCAGAAACACUGGAAAACAUCAAAAAGAGAGCAGGAGAAAAAAAGUAGGAGUACUGGUAUACAUUACAAGAUUGUGAUGAUUAAAGAACUCUACAGACAGAACUCUAAAGACAGGAUCCCGAAAAUGUUUCUGCUUCUUACAAAAUGUCCUUCAGAUGAUGUUGAUAUGAUUGUAAUUGUAAUUUUGAAACCCACAUUAUUAUAUAAUCAAAUGUUUGCAUUUUUUUCAAUUGUAAGUAGCUUUGUAAUAACAGCAUCUGCUAUAUUAACUGAUGUAAAAUACAAUAUUGAUUAUUUUCCUGAAAUACAGAUUCAGUACUGGAAUGCAGGAAAACUGACAGCAUCAUCAAGUUUACACUAAGAUACUAUAGCAGUAAAAUAUAGAAAAUAUAGCAGUGAUACUGUAAAAGCAACAAAUUGAAACAAAUUUUCUGAAAAUUAUGUUCAUGUGUAAGAGGCAGUUUAAAGACUGUUUGCAAUUGUAUUAUUAAGUACGGCCGCCUAGAGGCUGAUGUGAGAAAAUGUUGAGUCCCUGAAUCCCAUCUGGAUUCUGCUGUUCAUCUUCUAUGACAUUUUUGGGGCUCACUUGUUUAUUGCUUUAUUGAAAUAUUGCCGUCUUUGAAAUUGUUAUAAAAAGUUGUCAUAUGAAUGAAAAUAUGCAGACUGAGAGAAUAUGAAAUGCUUUCACUUAUGCUUAUAUCAAUAAAUAAAGUUGAUUUUGUCGCAGAAUUUUGUGUUCAUUCAACUGUGAAAUACUACAGUAACAAUGCAGGAAUCAAUAUUACAGUUUUUCUAUUGCUAAGGCACUUUCACUUAAACAUUACCAAUGUUGUUACCAACCAACAAAUGGCUCUGAUAAACAUGUAAACGCAGUUUUUAAAAUUACUUACAAACUAAAAAAGUGGUACUUGAGGCCCACUCAGUGAAUCCAUUUACUCAUGUACCUAAUCUUCAGACCAAGUAUGCAAAACUGCAGGAACAUUAUAUGAUUUACACUCAGUUUGUAACUUUUUGCGAAAUGCUCAACAGUUCUCUACGAUAAAUUAGUGUAAAUACCAUACUCAUUUACCAAUU